Molecule: messenger RNA, 2289 nt
Organism: Ogataea angusta
Lineage: Eukaryota; Fungi; Ascomycota; Pichiomycetes; Pichiales; Pichiaceae
Exons: 1
Coding region: 1-2289 (762 amino acids)
Biological process (GO): protein phosphorylation
Molecular function (GO): ATP binding; protein kinase activity
Source: RefSeq, a predicted model, not a curated record
AUGUUCAAAGUAUUUAAAGGGACCGGAAUCGAAUCGAGCUAUUCCGUCUCGGCGAAUCCGCUGUUCGUCUCCAAUAACACAUGGACAAUCUAUCCAGCCAAGCACCGCACAACCAAGAAGAAGGUUUCCGUGUGGCAGUUUAGCAAGAAGGACCUGGAGGCCCGUCUCCAAGCCAACGGGGUUCUCAACAGGACAAACCGCUCAAUGAUCAUGGACGAUGUCUGCACUGCGCUGCGCAACUACGUAGGCAAUCUGUCCAAGUUUAAGCACCCGAAUUUCCUAACCGUGAUUGAGCCUCUGGAAGACCACAAAAACAGGAUGCUGUUUGUUACAGAGUAUGUGGUUGAUGAUCUGGCGACGCUCAACAAGUCUGAUCUGGACGAGAUCAUCAUCACGAAGGGGCUUUUACAAAUAGCGUCGGCUCUCAAGUUUCUCCACCAGAGCGUCCACACCGUCCACAUGAACCUGACGCCUAGCUCUAUUUUUAUUACCGAGAAUUUCGACUGGAAAAUAUCUGGGAUGCAGUUUAUCGAGGUGAUGGAAAACCAGAUCCAGGAGAAGUACGUUGAUCCGCUGGACUCGCGCCUGCCGUCAUUUUUGAGCAUCGAGUUCCGCUACUCAUCGCCCAACUUGCUGCUCAAACACAACGUCGAUUACAUCAACGACCUGUUCUCAGUUGGAUGUCUCAUUUUCUAUCUGUUCAACGACGGAAAGUCGCUCUUGGACUGUUCGAGCUCGAGCCUGUUGGAGUACGAGCGCACGUUCAACAAGCUCAAACAGAUCCUCGGCUCUGCGAACCUGAACAGCCAUGCCAGCUUCAACAGUAUUCCCAGAAACUACAUCGACAUUUUCAUCCGCCUGCUCAAAGACACACAGGAGUCGAACAAGGACGUGCUCAUGCUGCAGACCCCGCUCACCGUCGACGACCUUUUGGCGUCCAAGAUCUUCAACAACGACCUCAUCCGGAUCCUCAACGUUAUAGACGAGUUCCCAACACUCUCGCAGCAGGAGAAGAUCGAGUACCUUGCAAAUCUGACAAAAGACCUCCCCAGCUUUCCGCGUGCUCUUCUCAUCAACAAGUUCAUUCCUGUGCUUUCUGAUCUGAUUACGCCGCUGCUUUCUGCCAAGAGCGUGAGCGAGGACGACCAGAAAGUCAUUAUUGUGGCGUCGCAGAACCUGCUCAUUCUCAGCAGCCAGCUCUCGCAGCUCACGUUCAGCGACAAGAUCUUCCCGCUGAUCAACAGGAUCCUAAACGAGCAGAACAUGCCUAGCUACGACCUUUUGCUGGUCUCGAACAUUGACACCAUCAAGACGAAACUCGGCGCAAACGAGACUGAUCUCGGGACAAAACACACACAGCUGUUCCAGAGACUGCUGAACAAACUCUUCGAGAAGUCCAUGGUUGCCAGCAACGACCCCAACACCGUCCAGCUCCAAGACAAGGUGCUCACCAGUCUCUCCGUUUUCCUCAAAUACCAAACGUACUCCACCAUCACGACGCAGAUUUUCCCGGCUGUUUGCCAGCUGUUCAGCACAACAAGCUCGCUGAAAAUCAAAAACCUCACCAUCGACGCGUUCGUGCUCAUGAUCAGCGGCAUGAAGGAGAAAAACAUAGACAACUACAUCAUCGUCGAGAAGCUGCUGCCACUGGUACAGAACACGCACGCCUCGAACUUCAAGAACGCGAAUCUGCUCAUGAACAUGGUGCGGCUGUACGAGAGCAUAUUUCAUAAGCUCAACAAGUCUCCGGCGACGAUCUCUGUCGCGAAGAACGAGGUCGAUGUGGCAGAGCUGAUCCGCGACUCGGUUUUUUUCCAACUCUGGAAGCUCACCAAUUUUGUGUCCCGAAAAAGCGACCUCGACGGUCUUUUGCGCGUCAUCGGGGAGAUAGAAGUGUAUCUGCGAAAAUCCGUCACUGCGAAGCUCAAAGAAACAGAAACAGCGUCGACAGCUUCAACCCCCGCCGUUGCCAAACCUGCUACCCCUGCUACCCCUGCCAAUCCGCUGGACGACUUUGAGGACUUCCAGGCUGCUCCGUCCAAGUCCGCGCCGCUGCGUCUCCAGCCUACGAAGCAGUACACUCCGCCGGGCGCGCCGGCUGCACAGGCCGCAACCACCAACGGCCAGCAGACAUUUGCUGUCAUGCAGCCUAUGAAGGCCACGCGGGUCUCUUCGCCGCAGCCCUCGCCGGCCGCCACGCCGGCUCCAGCGUCGCCGAGCAUCGACUGGACCAAGACAAUGGCGCCCAAGCUGCGCACCACAGCGCCCGCCUACGACUCUCUGAUAUAA